Messenger RNA from Rotaria sp. Silwood1, 927 nucleotides. The record is from the annotation of a GenBank genome assembly. Lineage: Eukaryota; Metazoa; Rotifera; Eurotatoria; Philodinida; Philodinidae.
AUGCACACUGUUUUUCGUGUCGAUGAUAUCAAGCAAAGUGUCAACAAUGGUCGCCUCUGGAAAGUUCAGUUGACUCUAACUGACGACAAUGAUCCACAACUGGCUGCUCUCACUAGAUGCAUACAAGGCGAACUUUGUGGAUUUUCAGGAUGGCAUCGAUUGGGAGACUUAAUGAUUCAAGUGGGUCACUUCAACCAAGCUGAAGAACUUUACAAUGAAUUACUCAAGAAUGCUUUAAACGACAAUGAUAGAGCACGUAUUUAUCACCAACUUGGAUGGGUGAAAGACGAUCAAGGACAAUACAAAGAAGCUGUUUCGUUUUAUGAGAAAUAUCUCGAAAUCAAGCGAAAAGCUCUCUCUGAAGAUCAUCCAUUAUUGGCUUCUACCUACAACAAUAUCGGUCUGGCGUAUAACAAUAUGGGUGACUACGCGAAAGCACUUCAAUUUUAUGAAAAAGCACAUACAAUUGAAGAAAAAGAUCUGCCUUCGAAUCAUCCUGAUUUAGCUAAUUCUUACAACAAUAUCGGUCUUGCGUAUAACAACAUGGGUGAUUACUCGAAAGCACUUGAGUUUUAUGAAAAAUCACUUAAAUUAAGAGAAAAAACUCUGCCUUCCAAUCAUCCUAGUUUGGCUUCUUCCUAUAACAACAUCGGUGCAGCGUAUUACGGCAAGAAUGAUUACUUGAAAGCACUUGAAUUUUAUGAAAAAGCACAUCAAAUUGAAGAAAAAGCUCUGCCUCCAAAUCAUCCUGAUUUGGCUUCUUCGUAUAACAACAUCGGCCAUGCGUAUAGUGGCAUGGGUGACUACUCAAAAGCAAUAUCAUAUCUAGAAAAGGCGCUUGCUAUUGGGCAAAUAUCACUUCCAUCAACGCAUCCUCUGAUCAAAACAUUUAUGAAUAGUAUUGACUGCGUAAAAAAGAAGUUGUAA